Messenger RNA from Bactrocera oleae (olive fruit fly), 2818 nucleotides. Its product is annotated as TOX high mobility group box family member 3. Gene Ontology annotation, cellular component: nucleus. Gene Ontology annotation, biological process: regulation of transcription by RNA polymerase II. The record is from RefSeq and is a predicted model, not a curated record. Gene Ontology annotation, molecular function: chromatin DNA binding. Lineage: Eukaryota; Metazoa; Arthropoda; Insecta; Diptera; Tephritidae.
GCCACAGUUGUUUAAAACACUUAUAGCAUGCGAGUUCUCGUUGAAAACUAGUAUAUGUAUAUAAUAUACAAGAGAAUUAUAUAACGUUAUUAUAUUUGUGUUAGUGAUUGUUUGCGAAAUUAUUGUUCAGUGAGUUAAUUUAUAGAAAGGAAUUUGUACGAACUUUUAUUUAACAACUCAGUGAUUUGACCUGGGUAAGUUAUGAAGUCAUUGCGUUAGUACGGUAGACGUAACGUUAAUUAUAUUUUAACAUCACAACAAGAAAUUUGUGUUUGGUGGUAACUUUCGGUGCUUAAAAACUAUAUUGAACAGACUGGUAACGCUAACAUUUUUGUUGCUUGUUAAUAAAUAAACAAUUAACAUAGCAACCAAAAUCGACGCAAGGCGUGUGAGAAUGAAUGCGCAGUUCCAUACACCAUCAUUCGGAGACGAGGUAAUAUUCGAUUUGCCAGACAACGAAACGGAUUGCGAAACUAUAAGUAAGGUUCAAGGUGGACCGGAAACUUACACUGCCCCCAAUAGCGUUAUUAAUCAACAAUAUCAGGAAGAAGGAUUAAUUCAUCAACAGCAUAUUAAUACAAAGAGAAUUCGUAGCAUGGAUGUGUCUCUGGAUGAGUACCACAGUGCUAAUGACGAAUCUUUCGCAAAUACCGCUUAUGCGGUAUCUCCAACGAAAAACGCGCAAAAUACACCUACAGCAACACUCGCUGCACGUAAGCAGUUAGCGCCAACUGCUACGGAUGCCAAUGAGCCCGCUAAACCGCUGUCAGCAUAUGGACUAUUCUUCCGUGAUACUGUUAGCGCAAUAAAACAACAAAAUCCCAACUGUACUUUUCAAGAGCUGUCGCGUAUCGUGUCAUCUAUGUGGGAAGCAUUAGAUGUGAGCCAUAAAAAUGUUUACAGCAAAAAGCAUGAAGCAGCGCAGGCGGAAUAUAUGAAACAAAUGCGUAUCUAUCGUGAACAACUGGAUGAACAGCAGCAACAAUUAGCAGCUAAUGUAAAUGCUACACCGACGCCAGCUUUACAAACCAAACCGGCUGUUUUCACAAUAUCCCGCUACAACACAGACGGUAGCAUGAACAAUACCGUUGCCAAUAAUGUUGCCAUCAACAGUGAAACGAACGUUAGUGCUGCACAGAUGCAGCCAGCAACACCAACUGCUGAAGUAAAUAGUGCAGCGAACGAUCCUCCGCAGCCACAAAUUCAAAUGCUUAGUGAAGCGGGUGCUGUUCAGAAAUGUACACGAGAGAAUUGUAAUAAACGCGCUAUCAUAAAUCCCGAUUGGGAAGAUGAGUAUUGCAGCAAUGAGUGCGUCGUCAUACACUGCCGCAAUGUGUUCAACGCCUGGGUGCAAUCGAAUCUGGAGUCACGGAAACAAUAACAGCGAGCUUAUUUGAGUGGUGGCGCCGCGAGGAAGUAAAGCUCUCACUUUCCAAAUCGUUUAACAAAUAAUGGGAGUAUGUAUCUUAAGUCUGGAAGACAUGUUUACACAAAAUUCUUGCGUUUCAUUAAACUUCUGCAGACUUUUCGAAGUAUCCUAGCCCCAGGCAAAGCAGUGACAUUGAAUUUGAUCUGAUUAUUAAUUUUUUCUAGAAUAAGUUUUCGAAACGUAAUUUCGAAUUAUUUUAUUGUCUCCAAGCUUUCUAACAAAUCUUAUAUUGACUUAUUUAUAAGCUAGUUGUAAUUUUAGCAAGUAAUUUGAAGACAUAUUAUGGAAAUAAUAUAAUAUACUCAAAAUUUGAUUUCUUUUUAUUGCAUAUUUUUAGUCAUAGGUCAGUUUGUAGAAAAAGAAUGAGUGUUGAAGUUCCGUUGGGAAAAAUUUCAGAAGUACACGUAGGCGCAACAGGUGUGCAAAACGUGUCGAACAUAUAUAAUUAUCUAAUAAAACGUUAUUACAUAUAACGCACAAUAAAUAAAAAAUUCCAAAAAUAGCAAAUGUUCAGGAGAAGCAAAAUACUGUUCCUCUAGAAAAUAUUAAAAUUUCAUGUCAAAGCGUCGUCCAUAAAGUAGGGCACCUUAUUUAAGAGCGUCUUACUCAAAUAUUAUCGAUUUUUUAGUUUAACAGAGAAAUUUAGACAUCGAAUAACAGUGCGCCAAUCACAACUAUUUCAUCAAAUGUGACACAUUUCAAAUAAUGUAGAUGAAUAAACUCACUUUUUUCAGAUAAAGGGACAAAACUUCGCAGAACACAGCUAAAAAUUUACGAUUUAUUUCAAAAGUAGCAAUACUACUACAAAGAGGAAUGUUUAUUCGGUAUUGAGCAAGCAGAGCAAACGACGCAAUUCGACGCGUUCCCACGACAGUCGGGUCUACGUAACCGGAACGGACCCGGAUUUAUUCCGGCCAAGGACUGUCAACUCGGCAGAAUUCUGUCGCUACAACAACAACAACAACGCAAUUCUGUUCCCAAGACAGUCGGGUCUACGUAAUCGGAACGGACCCGGAUUUAUUCCGGCCAACGACUGUCAACUCGGCAGAAUCCUGCCACUACAACAACAACAACAACGCAAUCAAUAGAAAAAUAGACCAAACUGUAAUUUUCUAUACGUAAAAAAUCGAUUUUAAAAAGUUUUCAGUUGUGACUCUUUGGCGUUUGGUGUGCGAAUUGUUUCCAUAUUUCAAACCAACUUUCCAAAAAAUAAUUGUUCUAUGAAAUAUAUUCUUUUUUAAGCAACGGAUAAUAUCUGUGCUUAGUCGAAUUAAGUUGAAAUUACCCAUUUUUAAUUUUGGUACUUCAUUCAUAUUUCUAUAUACUUACAAGUGUCUAGUUUUAAACCAUCAUAAAAAAAUGUAAAUAAAAACGAAAUUUAUUACUGAA